CCCAUGCCGUAUGGCGUCAUGCUCAGCAUAUAAAGCUGGGGGAAGGAGGAGGAAGGGGGAUGCUCGGAGCGAUGCUGUCUGCCUGCCCAUGUCCCUGUCCCACGUGCUGGAGCCCUGCUCCCCUGGGGGUGGCUGAGCCCCUGCCUGCCAUGGGCAGCGGUGAGUGAACUCCUGGGUUUGCUUUGCUUGUACACCAGCUUUAGACUUACCUGCUAAACUGUCCUUGUCUCAACUCAUGAGUUUUCUCACUGUUUUCCUUCCGAUCCUCUCCCCAUCCCACCAGGGGGGAGUAAGCAAGUGGCUGUGUGGGGCUGAGCUACUGGCAGGGGUUAAGCCAUGACAAAUGUCAGCAUUAAAUCUUUGUCAGAGCAUCUUAGGAGGGAUAAUGUCUUGCUACAUUUAGGAAAAAAAAAAAAAGAAAAAAGACAUAAUGGACAUUUAUGUGAAAGCAAAUUAGAUGAUUUUUGAGCAUGCUGGAAUCUGGGUAAUGGAGUAUUUUUUAAGAUGUCAUCUUUUAGGCUGAUUACCUUUGUUCCACCUUCUACUUGGUAUUUUAAUAUAUAACCUAGAACACUACUUGCACUAUAUUUCUACCCUGUGUUUCAAAAUAUUGGCUUGAACAGCUUUUUGGAAGAAGAGCUUUUGGAAGCCAAAGCACCAGGUUAUAUGAAAGAAAGGGCAGCGGGGAGGAGAGGCAGCCAGUGACGCUGGGAGCUGUGGGAUGCACUGGGGAGGUGUUAGGGUGCCAACAAGGCAAGAAAAGAUGAUGUCAGGGAAUGAAUGAAGAGGGUUUAUGGGGUGCUGGCACGUCAGCCCUCCUUCCCCGGGUGCGAACAAUAGAUGGAUGUGGGUCAGGCUGCCACAAAGGUGCUCUGGGGCUGGCUUACACCCGCAAAGCAGUUGAAUGACCUCAUCGUUAUCAGACAUGAGGUCUGCUGAGAGCACGCUGGCUGCACCGUUCUUCCCCAGUGUUACGGGGUGUUACUGCUGGCCAUUGGAUCGUGGGGAAGCUGUACCCCACUGCUGGUUCUGCAGCUGUUCUCAUGUGUAUAAAUCCACCAAACCCCACAGCAUCUCUCUCCAAAUGAGGGCACCGUGGGGUAGUCCUUUGCAGAGCAAAGUUGUGUCCCACCUUUCCUUUUACACCAGCUUCCGCCCUGCUCUGCUAUUCAAAUAAUUAUUUUACAUGUGCAGAAGCAGUAACCACCCCAUGAUACUUUAACCCAUUACCAGCUUGCUCCAAAAAGCCAGGAUUUUAGCCAGCAUUUCAUGACAUUGCUACUGCUGGACGCCUUGGGGAUGCCAACACUGAGGCCAGCUGCUGGGUGAAGAUCAAGUGAACCUGCACCAUGGCCUGCAGGCCAAAUGCCACAAUUGUUAUUAUUGAUUUGCUGGAGCAAGUAUUCCACUCAGCAAGGACCAGUUUGCCAGCCCAUUCUGCCUCCCACGGCCCAGAGCUUGCUGAAAUGGUGGGAGGCAGAAGCAUUGGUGUCGGGGAGUGCCUGCUCCAUGCACUGUGCUGCCGGGGUUGGGCUCUCUGUACCUAUGUGGGUCAGUAAAUGCUUGUUUUCCAGAACUCCUCCAAAUUCAAGGGACACAAGCCAGGAGGGCCUGAGCUGGCUCAUGACUCACAGCUGGCUCCAUUAUUUUAAGGGUCUGGUGAAGCUACUGGAGGUGAGGAAGAUCUACUAGCUGACAGGAGCUAGCACAGCUCCACAGUCCCUGUGCUGGCUCCUCAGCAAGGGAUGUCUCUUGAGAGGUUUCGGGAAGAGCUCAAGAUAUUGAACCUAGCUCUGAUUGAAAAGAAACACUGUUCCUGGGGAGAAGCUGGAGAGACGGGUCCCAGGUGUCCCACGAUGCCAACCCCUGCCGAGCCAGCAGCAGAGGUUAAGCCCCGUUCACAGCCUGGGAUCCCGGCGGAGACGGCAGGGAUGAGAGUGGCAGUGGUGGGCGCGGGUGUCAGCGGGCUGACAGCCACCAAGUGCUGCCUGGAUGAGGGGCUGGAGCCCACCUGCUUCGAGCAGAGCCAGGACAUCGGGGGGGUCUGGCGCUACACGGAGUACAUUGAGGCCGGUCGGCCAAGCCUCUACCCGUCAGUCAUCAGCAACACUUCGAAGGAGAUGUCAGCAUUCUCUGACUUCCCCUACCCUGAGGACUUCUCCGUGUUCCUGCCCAAUGCCCAACUCCUGGACUACCUCCGGCGCUAUGCUGAGCACUUCAGCCUCCGGGGACACAUCAAAUUUGGGACCACUGUUGUCAGCAUUCGGAAACGCCCUGACUUUGCCACCACGGGCCAGUGGGAUGUGGUCACGGAGGCGGGUGGGAAGCAGACAUCACAUGUCUUCGAUGCCAUUAUGGUUUGCAUCGGCAAUUGCUCCGAGCCAUCGCUCCCUCUGCACUGUUUUCCUGGCAUCGAGAAGUUUCAAGGCCAGUACUUUCACAGCCGGCAGUACAAGCAUCCCGAGGUGUUCCAGGGGAAGCGGGUCCUCGUGGUUGGCAUGGGUAAUUCAGGAGCGGACAUCGCAGUGGAGGCCAGCCGCGUAGCUGCAAAGGUGACCCUUUGCACCAGCCAAGGUGCCUGGGUGAUCAGCCGCGUGUUUGACUAUGGCUACCCGUGGGACAUGGUCUUCAACACUCGCCUUAUGAGCCUGAUCAGAAACCACCUCCCCCAUCCCCUUUCAUGGGGGUUGAUUAACCACAGGGCGAACCAGUGGUUCAAGCAUGAGAACUAUGGCCUUCAACCAGAGAAAAGAUGCCUGGUGCGUGACCCUGUGCUGAACGACGACCUUCCAAGCUACAUCCUGACAGGAAGAAUUACCAUCAAGCCGAGUGUGAAGGAGUUCAAGGACAACUCCGUUGUUUUCCACAAUUGCCCUGAGGAGGAGCCCAUCGAUAUCGUUGUCUUCUGCACAGGCUACAAUGUCUCCUUCCCAUUCCUAGAAGAAACAGUUGUCAAGAUGGAAAACAAGCACGCGUCCCUCUACAAAUACGUGUUCCCAACCCACCUGCAGAGGCCCACCCUGGCUGUCCUUGGGCUGAUAAAGCCAUUAGGAGCCAUCAUGCCUGUGUCAGAGAUGCAAGCACGCUGGGUGACCCGUGUCUUCAAAGGCUUGUGUCAGCUGCCUCCUCAGUCUGUCAUGGAGAAGGAAGUAAAUGAGAACAAGAAAAUCCAAUUGCAAUGGUUUGGUCUGUCCUUUGAUGAAGUCCUCAAAACAGAUUGGCUGGCCUACCUGGACCAGCUCACCUCCUUCAUUGGGGCCAAGCCCAGCGUGCUGCGGCUGCUCUGCAGAGACCCCCGGCUGGCCCUCGCCAUUUUCUUUGGCCCCUGCACCCCCUACCAGUACCGGCUGGUGGGCCCCGGGCGCUGGGAGGGGGCGCGCCAGGCCAUCCUCACCCAGUGGGACCGGACCCUGAAGCCCACAAGAACGCGAGUCUCUGCCAACUCCUCCAGCCUCUGUCCUUCCCUCCUGACGGUGGUGGGGUUCCUCCUGCUCCUGGCUACCCUGCUUUUUGGUUUCCAGUAGAUUUUGGAGCCUG
Molecule: messenger RNA, 3537 nt
Organism: Falco peregrinus (peregrine falcon)
Lineage: Eukaryota; Metazoa; Chordata; Aves; Falconiformes; Falconidae
Product: flavin-containing monooxygenase 1
Exons: 12
Coding region: 1746-3524 (592 amino acids)
Molecular function (GO): NADP binding; N,N-dimethylaniline monooxygenase activity; flavin adenine dinucleotide binding
Source: RefSeq, a predicted model, not a curated record